GGGGGGUUUCGUGGAAUUAUACCAAAACACCAUUCUCUUUCAAGCAUUCUUAUUUAUCGAUUUUCUCACGGCAGGAACAAAUUGGUUCGCUUCGGAGGUAGUAGAUUGAACACACAAACCCUAACAGGAAACCCUAGAUCGUCCGGCGAGGAGAAACAGAGAUGUCGCAUUUUGGUAGAGCGGGCCCUCCAGAUAUCACAGAUACCUAUUCGCUUCUCGUGUUUAACAUCACUUUCCGUACCACUGCUGAUGAUUUGUUCCCUCUUUUUGAUAAAUAUGGGAAAGUGGUUGAUGUUUUCAUCCCUAGAGAUCGCAGGACUGGAGAUUCUCGUGGGUUUGCCUUUGUUCGAUACAAAUAUGCAGAUGAAGCACAAAAGGCAGUUGAAAAGCUUGAUGGAAGAGUUGUUGAUGGAAGAGAGAUGAUGGUUCAAUUCGCCAAAUAUGGGCCUAAUGCUGAAAAAAUUCACAAGGGAAGGAUACUUGAACCAGUAGAAAAGCUGAAGGGUGGAUCAAGGAGCCGAAGUCCAAGACCAAGUUCCAGGUAUAGAGAUGAAUACAGGGGCUACAGGAGGAGAAGUCGCAGCAGAAGCAGGGACAGGGACAGAUAUUAUGGCAGGGACAGAGAUCGUUACAGAAGUAGGAGUAGGAGCCCUGAUUAUCAUAGAAGACACAGGAGGGGUAGAUAUGAUGAUGAUGAUUAUGAUGAUGAUAGAAGCCCAAGUAGGUCUCCUGUAAGAAGCAGGUCUACUCCUCCACGUAGGACACCUUCUAGAAGCAGAAGCCCAGUAGGUGGAGGAAAUGAGAAAGCAUCACCACCCCAUGCCCAUGGUAGAGCUGAUUCCAGAAGCCCUUUGCAGCGUUCUGAUUCCGAUGAAUAUCGACUGAAAUAAGGUUUGAAAGAUGGGUUUUUGAAGUAGUUUGCUGGUUGGUGCAUCGUAUUGUUAAGUGUUGAUGUUGAUGUUGCUGUGGGGGAGAGAUGAGAUUGUUGAUGCUGUUGGUGUCUUUUUGUUACCUGAAUUCAGCUUAUGAGAGUGGAGUUUUAGUUGGUUGCUGAGAAUGAGAUGAUCAUGAUCAUGAUACAUUAGUUGAUGAUGAUGAUGAUGAUGAUGAUGAUAGCUAUGAGAUGUUGUCAUCCUUUGGUAGCUGUGUAGCAGAGCCUAAUAAUCAAUCUCAUUAUUCUUCAAGGUUAGAAGUCCAUGAUUUGAUAUAUGAUAAUGAUAUGCUUCUCCUUUUUUAAAAAAAAGUCUUUCUACAUAUGCAUGUAUCUUUAAGGAAAAUUGCAGUAAAUAGCAGGUUUUACAGGUUACAACAUGGAUUUUCAAAGAAGAGUAACCUGUAAACCUUGUUGUAGAAAGUCAUAAGACAUUUAGAACAGCAUUAUUAAUUACUUAUUCUUUCAGACAUUAAUAUGACAAAAAUGACUUAUCAAGUACAUACAAAAAUAGUUGGUUGCCAAUUCAUGAUACAUUAAUCCCAAAUAGCAAAAUGAAUUGGUAAUUUUUGUGCCAGUGUUGAAACUAAUAUAUCAUAUCUUUUGAGUUUGUACAACUUUUGUUGAUUUGAAUUGAGGCAACAAGAAGCAAUUUGCUUUUCAUGUAAUGAUGAGAUUAUAUGAAUUUUUGCAUAUUGUUUGAUCUCUUUUGUUAGUUAAAUUGUUUUACUUAUUUGUAUGUUUGUUCGUUAAAUUGUUUUACCAUAUCAGUGUC
Molecule: messenger RNA, 1706 nt
Organism: Lactuca saligna
Lineage: Eukaryota; Viridiplantae; Streptophyta; Magnoliopsida; Asterales; Asteraceae
Source: the annotation of a GenBank genome assembly